Molecule: messenger RNA, 756 nt
Organism: Eupeodes corollae
Lineage: Eukaryota; Metazoa; Arthropoda; Insecta; Diptera; Syrphidae
Product: piggyBac transposable element-derived protein 1-like
Exons: 1
Coding region: 1-756 (251 amino acids)
Source: RefSeq, a predicted model, not a curated record
AUGUUCUUCAUGUCUGUAUAUCGCUAUCCAAAUGUUCGUUCUUACUGGGGAAGAUAUUCGCUGGAAGCAAUCCGAACCACAAUGUCACGAAUAAGUUUCGAACAAAUUCGCCAGUUCUUGCAUUUCAAUGACAAUUCGACUAUGAUCCCGAAUGGCCAGCCUGGAUACGACAAGUUGCAUCGAGUUCGACCACUAAUAACCCAUUUCAACGAACGCUUUGGGUCUGUUCCGAUGCUUCAUCGUCUAUGUGUAGACGAACAGAUGUGUGCUACGAAAAUGGGUGGUAGCCCUACCCGGCAAUAUACGCCAGCCAAACCAAAGUGGAGAACCAAGCUGUUUGUUUUAUGUGAUCAUAUGGGCUUUUCAUAUUCUUUGGAAAUUUAUUCUGGUGCAGGAGACAAUGUGGUACAAGAAAAUGCUUCAGAUCUCGGAGCCUCGUCAAAUGUCGUUGAUCGUUUGUCUAACAAAAUUCCAGACAACGUGAACCAUAUUGUAUAUUUUGAUAAUUUUUACACGUCGUUGUGUUUGCUGACGUAUCUAAGAAGCCGUGGUAUAUAUAGUUUGGGCACCGUGCGAUCAAAUCGAGUGCCAAACAUUAAAUUGUCGAGCGAUGCUGAGUUGACGAAGCGAAAAGUAGAGCGAGGGUACUCUGAGAAAUAUGUCGCAGUAGCACCACCCCGCAAGCCAAAGAUGUCUUAUUUCCCUACCCCAGAGGGUACGCUACGACAACGUGGGUCAUUGGUGCGUAUUUCAUGA